Messenger RNA from Postia placenta MAD-698-R-SB12, 582 nucleotides. RefSeq lists its product as hypothetical. The transcript has 2 exons. NCBI's taxonomy places the organism in Eukaryota, Fungi, Basidiomycota, Agaricomycetes, Polyporales, Adustoporiaceae. The record is from RefSeq and is a predicted model, not a curated record. Bases 1 to 582 code for a protein of 193 amino acids. Gene Ontology annotation, molecular function: protein binding.
AUGGCCGUCUCGACGCCGACGCCCGACGACAUCGCGGAGCUGCUGCUCUCGUGCCGCUAUGGCGACACCGAGGACAUCCAGCAUUUCAUCACUCGCUUCGGGCCCGCGCCGCUCAACGACGCGCGCGACGACAACCGCAACACCGUGCUGCACAUGGUCUGCGCCAACGGGCACACAGACGCCCUAGACCUGCUCCUCCCGCUUGUCGCCCCGCCGCUCCUCGCCGCGCAGAACGCCGCGCAGUCGACCGCGCUCCACUGGGCGGCGCUGAACCGCCAUCUCGCCGUCGCGCAGCGCCUCGUGCGGCACCCCGGCGGCCCCGGCAUUGACCUCAUCGACCUCAAGAACGGGGCGGGGCGGUCGCCGCUCGGGGAGGCGGAGAAUGCGGGCUGGGAGGAGGGCGCGAAGUGGUUCGUGGAGGUGAUGCACCUGGACGAGGGCGCGAAGGAGGACGAGCUGCAUCCCGCCGAGGGGCCCGAGAGCAUCGAGGUGGAGAUCCAGGACGCUGAGGGCCAGGUCGCGAAGAUGACUAUUGGGCAGCCGACCCCAGACGUGAUGCCCCCGAGCAGUGUGACCACAUAG